AUGCCAUAUAAAGCAUCAAACAUCAAUAUUAUCGAUGUUGAAUUCGAUAAACAUAGAUCAUCGGAUGGUGUUCCUUAUUUAAUAAACAGAAACGUGUUGAAGCAGGAUGAGUUGGAGUUUAUGGCUGGUUACGAUCGCCAAAAAGAUUCAGCAUUGACAUCUAUCAAAGGAAAUUUAAAAGAAUUGAAACCAAAGAAUAUUUUGACUGACUUGUGUCCAAUCUUGAAAUGGCUUCCAGAGUAUCCACUUAAAAAGAAUUUGACAAAUGAUAUAAUUUCUGGAUUGACUGUAGCUGUCAUGCAUAUACCACAAGGAAUGGCUUAUGGAUUGCUAGCUGGUGUCGAUCCAAUAGUUGGCCUCUACAUGGCAUUCUUUCCAACACUUAUUUACGUACUUUUUGGAACCUCUAGACAUAUAAGUAUGGGAACAUUUGCUGUCGUGUCAAUAAUGACUUCAAAAAUUGUCGCUACUUAUUCCGAUCCAAACUAUGGAAGUGUCAUUUCCAAUUUAACACAAACUAUGAGUGAGGAUGGAAAUCCUGUUUAUCCAUAUUCACCUUUUCAAGUAGCCACAGCAGUAACAAUGGUAUGCGGAUUUUAUCAAAUUAUCAUGAGUAUUCUACGUUUGGGAAUUUUAUCUUCUUUACUUUCGGAAGCUCUCGUGAAUGGUUUUACAACUGCUGCUGCUUUUCACGUGCUUACAUCGCAGUUAAAAGAUGUUUUAGGUUUAAAACUUCCGAGACAUAAAGGCGCCUUUAAAAUAAUAUUAUCUUUGAAAGACAUGGUCAUGAAUAUUACGAAUGCAAAUCCGAAUGCAAUUUACAUUGCUGUAGCUUGCAUUGCUUUUAUGAUCACAAUGAAUGAAUUUAUCAAGCCAUGGGCUUCAAAAAAAUGCAAAUUUCCAAUUCCUGCUGAAUUAAUGGCAGUUGUUGGAUUCACAAUUGCUUCAUACACUCUUAAUUUAGGAGGUCCAAUAUACAAAGUCCGAAUCGUUGGAAAUAUUCCAACUGGAUUACCGAUCCCAACAAUGCCACCAUUUGAGCUAUUGCAACUUGUUGCCAUUGAUGCUAUUGCAGUCUGUAUUGUCAGCUAUUCAAUCAAUAUGAGCAUGGCAAAAAUAUUUGCUAAGAAAGAGUAUUAUGAAGUUCGUCCGAAUCAGGAAUUGUUAGCACUAGGAUUCUCAAAUAUAUUUGGAUCCUUCUUCUCAUGCAUUCCACUUUGCUGUUCACUUUCUCGUUCAUUGAUUCAAUAUCAAGCUGGUGGAAAAACACAAUUGACAUCAGUUAUAUCUGCAUCGAUUAUUCUUACAGUUCUGCUGUGGUUUGGACCACUUUUUGAGACACUUCCUCGUGCUACAUUAGCUGGAAUAAUUAUUGUAGCUUUAAAAGGAAUGUUCAUGCAAAUAAAAGAUUUGAAAAGGUUUACAAAAGAAGGAAUUUUAGAAACAGCUGAAUGGAUUGGAACAUUCCUAACAGUUAUUAUUAUUGAUAUUGAUAUCGGACUUUUGACUGGUGUGAUAAUAUCAAUUUUGGCUUUGUACAUUAAAGGAUUAAAAAGUUACUCAAGUAUGCUUGGGCAAGUCCCAAAUACUGAUAUUUAUGUCGAUCUCAAAACUCAUAAAAAUGCAAUAGAAUUACAACACGUGAAAAUAUUUCACUAUAGUGGCUCGAUCAACUUUGCAACGUGCAGUGGAUUUAAGAAGGAAUUAUUUGAUAAUAUUGGAAUUAAUCAACGUGUGAUAAGACGUGCUUCAUUAUGUGAAUCCCAAUCGGAAGCACGUAAUUUCAAUAAUAAUCUUAAGACACUUAUCAUUGAUUUAGGUUCUGUGGCUCAUAUUGAUAUGAGUGGAUAUAGAACAUUUAUGGAAAUCAAAAAUGACAUGAAGCUUAUUAGUGUCAACGUAUUCUUGGCUAAUGCAAGUGAUUGUGUAUAUGAUUCGUUAACUCAUGCUGCAUGUUUAGGACAUCCAGCUUUCGAGUGCUUUUCCACUGUUCACGAUGCAGUUUUAUAUGCAACAAAUAAAUCAGAUUUAUAG
This is a messenger RNA of Chironomus riparius, 2034 nucleotides long. The record is from the annotation of a GenBank genome assembly. Lineage: Eukaryota; Metazoa; Arthropoda; Insecta; Diptera; Chironomidae.